UUUUGGUUUAUUAAUGAUGGCGAUCCUUUGAUUUGUGGGAACAGUUCAAGUGCAGGGUAAAUUUUGUAACAUAUGCAUGUUCAAAUAAUCAAUAAAUUUAUUAGCUUAUUUAUUAAAUGACUAAAAUGUUUCUCUUGUCCUUGCCUAGUCAGGAUCCUAUCUACAAUGUAUCAACACUAGCUUUUGUUGCGCUGUACCUUCAACAGAACGUCGCGUUGGUCAGUUCCGUAGAAAAUCCAUUGUACUGUAUAUGCAGUACAAACUAUUAGCUUAUCAAGGCUACAGAUAUUAUCAAUUGAUUUUAUUCUCUAUUCGUUUUCCCUGAUUAAGAUCUUGUCCAUCCAAUUACACAUGCAUGCCUAACGCUGGUCCAAACCCAGAUCAUGGUUACACGACAUUUGACAACAUGGGUUGGUCUCUUAUUAUGGCUCUGCAAAUACUAACAAUGGAUUUCUGGCAAAACGUUUACAACAAGGUAAGUGUAUCAAUUGAGCUUUUCUCUGGAUAUAAGAAGAAAACUGAAGGAAACAUAAACAUGCGCCAUAAGCCAGAAUUCGUCAGGCCCACUUCAGACAGUAAGCCGUGGAAUCAAAAGUGGUGAAGAAUAUUUAAUUGACUAUCAUGAUACAAACUAUAAACUAACUUUCAUGGUGUAACUGGCAAAAUUGAACACUUAUCAUUCCUUUUAGAUUAACAGAUCCUCUGGAGCUCAAUACGUGCCAUAUUUUGUCAUCGGAAUAUUCUUCUGCGCUUUUUACCUGAUGAACCUAGUAUUGGCGAUGGUGUACUUAUCAUAUGAACAGGAAUUAUCUUCAGACGGAAAUGAGGUACUUUUAGAUAUCCGCAAAUUCAAUCAACAUAGGUAGGCUCACUCAAAGAGUGAACCAACCAGGGUAUCAGUUGUUUUUUGUUUUUCGCGGCGCAAUUCCUCGCAACGAAACUCUCCCCUCGUCGCUAACAAGUUUGACAACUGUUGAUGAGUUAAAACAAAUUUCCUUACUUUUCCUUCCAAACAUUGAUUCACAACUUUCUAAGACAGCCAAAGCAACGAGUAAACACUCUGAUGAAGGACCUGUGCUCAAAAAUUCUCUCUUCUCUUUAUCUUAUCAGUUAGUCCUGUCUUGCUCAGCUGAACAAUUCAGUUCCACUCUAGCUGCUUUGUGCAGUAUAUUAUACAUGUACAUCCCCAUUGAUUUGUCCCCAGAGGUGGUGCGGCGCCAGUGAUGAUUGCCCAGAUUGAUUAUCCUUUACUUGCAUGGUUUUUCUGACACGAGAUUAAAAACUGUUAUAUUAAUUCGGCAGAAUAGCUGCAAAACUAUCUUACAUUGUGUUGUUUUGUGUGCAUGAUUUAUUAGGGUGAAAAGAUGGAUCAGCGACGUACUGGUUGUUCAUAUCAAGCACACGAGCGAAUGUUGAACCGUCUUAUUUUAUUAGAUAGAAACCAACCGCCUCCAUCAGAAGAUGAAGCCAAAGAUGCGGGUUCGAACGCAUCGAAGCGCCGAGAAUCACUUCACCACAUUUUAUCAGCCAGGGUAUUAACACAAAGGCCUGAGACAAACAAAGUAACGAGCAAGGUUCUGUCUCAUAUAAAAUCCUGUUGGAAAAUGGUGCGAAAGUGCAUGCAGCAAAUCACCUCCCAUCCUGCCUUCGAUGUGGUGAUUCUACUGCUAAUAGUUUUGAACACAGUUGUUCUGGCAAUGUAUUACCAUGGUAUUCCUGCCCAGUUUAGGCGCGUCUUGGAUAUUUUGAAUUGGGUGAGUAAAAGUUAGUGAUCGUUUACAUGCAUCUGGGAUAACAAAUCUAACUGUAGAUUUAUUAGACAGCUCCAGUUGUCGGUAAGUAUGCACCACUUGUGAUCAUUUUGAUAAUGUUAACCUAUUGCCGUAGUAGCCUGUAUAAGAGCCUCCCUUAGGGUCGAACGAUCGCGAGUAAUAGUACGGUCGGCUUAUUCAACAGGACAUAUUAAGUACUACUGUAAGAUGAUCUGUUUUGCACGCUAUAUUUAUGAAUGAAUUAGUAAAUCACUGAGGUUCGAAAUACGACAUUAAUGGCUUUUUCCUUUGCUAAAUAGGUAUUCACUUGUUUGUUUACUACUGAGAUUCUGUUUCGUGUGGUCGCUAUUGGACCGACAGCAUUUGUCCGCGUCCCAUGGUACUUGUUUGACGCAGCUGUUGUGGCAGCCAGCUUACUGGGAUACGUGAUACAUGCUGAUGGACUCAGUAUAUUUAGAACCCUUAGAAUGGUAAGCAAUACAGGAAUCAUUUCAUUCCGAACAAAUAAGUUAUUAAGGUCACAAUUGAAAAAGACACAAUUGAAAAAGAGCUACGUUGACAACUUUGAACUUUGAAAAUGUCAAGAUUUUGAUUACUCUCUUUUAUGAUAGCUAACGUGUUCGGAAAGGAAACCAAGGAAAAGUUCGCAAUUAAAGUUAAAUGAUCGUAAGAAAUUGAUAAUUCUUAGACGAAUUUCGUACCGUCAUGUUUGUAACUGAAAUUUAAGGGGGCUCGACCCAGUAUAUUAAUAGGCCCACCCUCCACCUUUGAAUCUCUUAUACUUAAACAAAUUGAUCGUUAUUGUAAAACCAUUAUAACACAUGGGUUACACUUACACUAAACUUUAUCAUGUUAUUAUUUUUUGGGCGAUCGGAAUAAAUGUCAUGCGACAUUGACGUCACAAUGAAUUUUUGUGACACUUCGCACAGCAGAAGAAAUUCAUCUCAUCCAAAGAACACGUAGCGAAAGCAUUUCAAAAGAAAAUGCCGAACUGGGCUGAAACUCGAUUUAGAGCUAAAACCGUUGUGACGUUAUUGUCAAGUGACGUUUAUUCCGAUCGCCUAAAAAAAUAAUAUCAUGAUAACACUUAGUCUUUAGUGCAAUCCAUGUGUCAUAAUGGUUUAAAAUAAAGAUCAAUUUGUUUUAGGAUGAGAGAUUCAAAGAUAGAGGCUCGUGUUAGCUUCUGUGUGCUCACAUAAGAUUAACUCUCUCCCAUUUAGGUACGACUUUUGCGUUUGGCGAAAUCCUGGAAGACGAUGAAAAGACUGAUGAAGGCCAUUGCUAGAAGCAUAGUACCUGUGGGCAACAUCACACUUAUUCUAGGUGUAAUUAUCUACAUUUUUGCUGUCCUAGGAAUGAAGACAUUUGCCAAAGAUUAUAAAGCGGAUAAGUUUGGUGAUAGUGGAGUGCCACGCUGGAACUUUAGUGAUAUCUGGCACGCAUUUUUAAUGGUUUUUCGUGUGCUAAGCGGGGAGUGGAUCGAGCCUCUCUGGGACUGUAUGAGGGUCACAAGCGCUGCCAAGGCCAUCCCUUACUUUCUAACAGUUCUCGUCACUGGAAACUUUCUGGUGAGUAGCAUUUGAGAGUGAGAAAAGGAUUGACUACUUUGCUCAGAGUGAACAAACAGUAUGUUAGGUCAUGCCCAGAUUGAGAAACUAAGACUAUGGCAAAAUAACUGGCUGCCCGGAUCCACUUACUCCUUCCAUAUGUAAUUUUUCAGUCUUCAGAUUAUGAAAAAGACAUGUUAUUAAGUACGGCAUAUUCGUUAUCAACUUUAUCAAAAAACAAACGAAGAUAGACUGUAUUGCACAAGGAAUGACUAUUUCAAACUUACUGAUUGAUCGAUCACUAUUCUCAUACAGCAAGUAAGUUCUGAUAGCCUUUUUCUUUACCAGGUCCUCAACAUGUUUGUCACUCUAAUAGUGAACGCCUUUGACUUCCGAGAUGACAAUUCAGAUGGCGUAGAUGGUUCCAAGUCUGCCAUAAAAAAGAUAUUUAAAACACGCAGGUCCUGCCUUUUGGAGGAAAAUUAUCGUGGUUCUCUUCGUCCUUGCAAGCUUAAGGUUAUAGAGAGUAAACACCCUGAUGAGCAAAGCGAUGGCGUUUCCUUGGCAAUACACACAGGAGAUCAUGACUGCAAAGAACAUUGUAAAAGUAUAGAGAUAAUAUAGUUUUUUUUUACCAAGAAAACAUAUUUUUAAUUUGAGUGUACGCCUAAGAGAGGUUUUUUCAUUUGCUUAUUUUAGCAUACUUUCUAAAUCAACUUUUUUGUUGCCUGUUCAUAAACAAUACUAUGAAUAUGUCACUCUUUGUCCAUACACCAUCCAAAUUUUUGAUUUUUUGUUUCCUUUUGUAUAAUUUCUAAUCUACGUCCUUUCUUCGAAUUGCAAUACAUUUUGUACCAUCAAUUCAAACUAUUUCCGAGCCUAAUGAAAAUAGAAGAUUUUGCGGGGGAUUUAUCGUGAAACUCGUAAAACCAUAAACAACGAAAAUAUUUCUGGAAUGUGAUUGUGUUGCAAGGAAAAAGCCAAUCAGGAGUGGGAAAACUUAAAGCAGCAUUCAACAACGGUAGUAGUUUUGUGGCCUGCUUGCGUGCAGCUAGUUUUGUUUGUUGUGAUUGGUCACAAUUCAAUAUCUUUAGUGUUCACGGUUUUCUUUCUUGACAAAAGACCAAUCAGGAACGGAGAAAUAUUUUGAAUGAAUAAUGUUGUAUAAGGUAGUGGGUUGGUAGUGGGUCUAUGGACAUAUGUCCUCAAUGAUAUCGGCCAUCUUUUUAUUAUGUUCAAGAUCACCUUUAAUACAUAUUUGUAACGUCCAUGAAUUAAUCCGGGAUAUUCCAAACUAAAAAAAGCUGAUUUUGUCAUCAUUUAUGAUGCAUUUCUUGGCAUUUCUUUUUCAUCCUUUUCUUAUAAUCUAUCCAGUUGUAAUGAUUCUGGAUUGGCUGUAACAUGCUACAUUUGACAUGCUAUUUCGAAAUUAGCAUUAUCAGAUAUGAAUAACAUUGCUAUAGCAUUUUAUUUAAUUUCCUCUUUCCAUGCAGCCUUAGACAACGUUAUUGACAUUGACAGCUCAAACAACAUAAUGAGAGAAGGUACUAGUUUUGAGGAUGGCGUUGAUUCUCCUCCCAGUGUCAAAAUGGAAUGUAUAAAAGAAGGGAUUUCUGAAAAUGGUGUGGUAACAUCAGUGCCAGUUCCUUCGUUUGAAAUCAAGGAAUUAUACAUAGAGGACUGCCUCCCUGAGCACUGCGCAUGCGUAGACUGUCAACUGUGGAGGCCUUUAUCGACGGAUAGCAUUUCCUGGCUUAAGUUCCGCGGCCGUGUACGAAUUUUUGUGGAAAAGAAAUACUUUGACUGGUUUAUUCUCUUCAUGGUGUUUUUCAGCAGUUUUAUGCUGGUAGGUUAUCUUAUGCUGUGCAUCUUUUAAGAUCUUUAAAAUGAUUUACUUCAUAGAAGUUAUUUUGGUCUUGUCAAUCUUUUAUGAUCUCAUUUUUUUAUGGCAGCUAGUGGUCAGGGUGGGAGUUCAUUACCCUGUUCCGCCCGGGACACCCAGAAGUGCAGCGUUCUGGCCACUUAGCAAGGCUGAGAUGUUAUUUAAAUGCAAUCUCUUUAAUCGUAAACAGUACAGUAAAUGGAAAAUGCUUACAAAGGUGUUAUUAAAACUUGUAGGUUUUUGAAGACGUUAAUCUGCACAAAAGGCCAAAUCUCGAGAAAACCUUGGAAAUACUCAACUACAUUUUUGCAUGUGUCUUUACCCUCGAGUUCCUACUUAAAGCCAUAGGUUUUGGUCUCACCAAGUACUUCGCUUCUCCUUGGAACUGUUUGGAUGCCUUUAUUGUCUCAGUGAGUACAACAUGAACUAUUAAGCUCCCUACUGUAUAAACGUUUGUAUAAAGGCUGGAUAAACGCAUCGCUUAUAGUAUGUGUUUUACCUCACAGAUUUCACUCGCUUGCCUAUUUGAGAACAAGCAAUUGUCUGUGUUUCGUUCCCUACGUACAUUACGAGCAUUGAGACCACUCCGGGCCAUCUCACGACUGGAGGGAAUGAAGGUAAUCAAAAUUUGCUAGUAAAAUCUCCCAGGGGAAUUGAAUUAAGUCAUAUUGUUGCAAUAAAUUUAUAUUAAGACUCACUGUUUUUUGAAACAAUGACCAUUGUGAUUUAGGUAGCUAGAUAAAGAAAGAUCAUCCGAAGUUAAAGCGAAAGAAUAGAAAAUGAUGCAGUCCUCCUGAUCAAGAACCAAGCCAAGCUAUCAAAGAGUUUGUUCCGUUUCGUUAAUAAAUCGGAUGCAAUACCUUUUUGAUGACGCCCAUGUUAUUAAACAGACCACCCAAAAGCACAAGACAGCGAUUCGCGAUUCACCAUUCUGUUGGUUGUUAAUUCCCAUAGAAAUCGUAGCCAGUUCAAUUUAAAGUAAAACUUAGUUUAUUUCAUGACUGCUAAAUCUCAUGUGCAUUAAACACUGUUUGUAUUGUCCUUCUUAAGGUAGUGGUGAAUGCGCUCUUUGCUGCUUUACCAAGUAUUGCAAAUGUCCUGGUGGUUUCCUUUCUUUUCUGGCUGAUAUUUAGCAUUCUUGGCGUUCAUUUCUUUGCCGGAAAAUUCUACAAGUGUGUGGAUGAAAACAACGCCCAGUUACUUGCCAGUGUGAUUGCUAGUAAAGCAGAAUGCCUCAACCGCACCAUGGACGGUUACCGCUGGAUCAACUCCAAAGUGAAUUUUGAUAACGUCUUAGCAGGCUUCCUUGCACUGAUGCAAGUAGUACGUUGCGACUUCUUUUAUUUAUUUUUAUUUUUUUCAUUUGCUUCGGACAAAUGACAUUUACUCGUGUUACCAUAGGCACCAAAGUGACCGUACGUUUAGAAACGUCCCACAUGCCUUAAAAACUGGAGUUAGGUUAUAUUUGUUUUAAGGGUAUUGCAUUAAUUGUUAGUACAAAGUGCUGAUGAUAUUAUAGGCGCUUUUGGCAAAUAGCACAAAAUAUAGAGUUUAAAAACAAACAUGGACGACUCUAGUAUGAAAAUAGGAGGAAAACGCUUUGAGGUUAAACUAACCUGCAGUAUAUGUUUCCCUUAUGAGAAUGAAUCUUCGCAAUAGGAGUCGCUCAGGCAUUUCGUAAACAUUUAUUUGUGUUUCGGUUUUUAAAGGACACUAAGAGGCCCCUUUCGUCGUUCAUUUUGUUAGGUGUACAAUAUACUGCCUGGUAUACCUAAGUAGCGAAGUAUUUCGCUGAAAUUUGAGUUUAUAUGACUUGUUUUAGGCGACUUUUGCUGGUUGGAUGGAAGUUAUGAAGGACGCAGUCGACUCGACUAAGGUGAGUAUCAAAUUCGUUUAGAACAUAAAAUUGUUGCGCUUGCUAAGCACAAAUAAAAAUUUGGGCCAAUUUUUUCUUUUCGGAGCUGAAACGACCUAGUGCAGACCUCCUGAUUUUCCAUACCAUGAUUUAAAAGAGGCUGACGUGAUCAUGACUUUGACUUUCUGGUUUGCCACAUGCGUUUUUGAUCGGUUCAACACCGAAAUUACUUAAAUUACUUACUGAAAUUUUCAGAUUUAUCCUUUUUUGCAUUUUUUGAAUAACGUAUACUGAUCUGAGAAUUUAUGGGCUCGAUUUAUCUAAGCUGAAACACUUGAAGCUGUAGAAACCACCCUUAGACAUAGGAUCCCCUGGCUGUUUUACAAGGGCGCCCCGGGAACGGGCCAUCAUGUGAGUUGUGUACAUUUCUUUUGGCCUAAGAUCAAGUAAUUUGAGCUUUUCUGGUUUCGCCUUUUAUCGACCGAUGUUAUAACUUGCUGUUAGGAGUGGGUUUUUCCAGACGAAUUGAGGGGUGAACUAACGCUGCAAACGUUCAUGUUUAUUGCCGUAUAUUCGACGCAAGCGAACUCCAGCAGUACGCGUUUAACACAUUAACACUUACUGGUAACGAACUUUCACUUCAUCCUCUUUUAAAACUCAAGGUUCAAGCUCUCAUUUACUCAGUCACCUCUCUGCCCUGCCCUUGAAAAAAGAUGCGACAAAUGUAACGAAAGGACACCUUGCAAGGGUGUGCAAAAAAUUAAGUGUUGAAGUGUGUUAGUGGACUUUGAGCCUCCGCUUAAUCACUAUGUGCACAUAUUUGGAUCUCUUGUACUGGAUAGUGUAUCUGGCACUCGAAAGAAAAUAAUUGCUAGAAAGGAUGUACAGAUCAAAGCACUAUCUGGUUCAGAAGCUACAGUCAUUUCUUAGGAGCUGUAUAAAGAAGUCUUCAGAAAAUUCUGCAAUCUUUGAAGGGGUGGCUUGCAUCUAAACCCAUUCAUCAACUGUGUGAGGCUAUCAACUCAAUGUAGAAGUCGUGAUAUAAACCUGUUGUAUCUUGUUGCUGAUGGAAAGUUUACACCAUUGUUGGGGUGUGAUGCUUGUUAAGACAUAAAAGUUCUCAAACUGAUAGAUACUCCAUAGUCAGAACCAUCUGUGCAAGAAACUCCAGGUGUUUUCCAAACUGAUUCUGUGUUGCGGGACUUUGAAGAUUGUUUCGAUGAUAAGCCUGGUAAGCUACCUAACAACGUACAUUUGGAAGUUGAUUCCUUGAAACCUCCAGUAGUACGCCCUCCCAGGAAAAAUUGCCCUCUUUGAACCAGCACGAGAUGGAACGAUGGAAGAAGAUGGGUCUAUUAUCAAAGAAGAGAAACAUUCCCCUUAAACUUUCUGAAUACUAGUGUUUGACAAAAGAAAAGUUAAAGAAAAAAUAAUCCAUCCUCGAACAAUGAUAUUCGAAUUUGUAUUGACCCAAGGGACCUAUUAAAAGCACUUGAGACACCACACUAUACAAUGGUUACGGGGAAGGAGGACGUUGCUAACCGACUUCCAUGUGCUAAAAGUUUCAUAUCCUUGAUGCAUGCAGUGGGUACUGGCAGCUGCCAGUUGAUGAUAAAAGCGCAAAGCUCUUAACAUUCAACAACCAUGGGAUCGAUAUCUAUUGGAAUGUUCCAAAAGACGGUGGAAAAUUCUUCGAAGGGGAUCCUGUGGAGGUUAUAGUGCAUGAUUCCUGAUACUUGGUAAAUAUCAACAGAAGCUGAACUGAAUGUGAAAACUGUACUGGAUAGGAGGGGAGAAGUAGGAAGAAAGUUUAACCCCCUAAAAAUUGCAACCUCGGUUUCCUGACGUAAGUUAUGUUGGACAUGUGUUCUCAGUCGAUGGCUAAAAAACAGACCCUGAUAAAGAGCGAGCAUUUAGUGAGAUGCCUCCUCUUACUGAAAAAGGUGUUCUUUGAAUACUUGGGACCGUAAAUUACCAGGACAAGUUCAUUCAUUCACUAAUGCCUCUGUGUUAGCUCACUUUGAUAACAGCAUAGAAAGUUCUAAGUGUUGAUGCCAGUAGCACAGAAAAUGGCCGUGAUCGCUGAUGCGGGAUGGCAAACCAGUUACUUUCAGUGUAAAGUCACUGACCGCCUCUGAGAAGAUGUAUGCAAAUAUUGAAAGAGAGCUGCUAGCUAUUGUGUGGGGAGUGCUAUUGUCGAGAUAGAUCACAAAUCGUAACCAGUGAAUGAGGCCCCUCCCAGAAUACAGAAGAUGCUAGUGAAAUUCAUCAAGUAUGACCUUGCUAUCUACCAUGGAAACAGCAGAUCAUUUCAGAUUGUCCGUUGGUUACCGACUUUCAAGUACUUUGAAAUAGCGCGGCUUGGGCAGACCACAGUCACUUGUGUCGUCAGCAACCUGAAGAAAAUAUUUGCAAGGUUUGGAAUCCCAGGGAAAAUUUUCUGCGACAACGGACCGUUGUUCGGCGCCAGACAUUUGUCCAGUCGUUAUCCAUAGUUUAAGAGUAGAGAUAUUGCUAUGCAAUCAGCUCACCAUAGUAUAUUCAAUUAAAUGGAGCAGCAGAAAAGGCUGUGCAGACUGCAAAACGCAUUCUUAAGAAGGCUUCAGCAGAAGAUGAAGAUCCACUUGGGGGACUGUUAAACUGUCGCAACUCACCAUUUGAAGAUAUUGGCGUAUCUUCUGCACAGUUGCUGAUGCGUUCGACGAACACGAACGAUGAUACCGACCCAUCGACUUCUCUUGUUUACCUCAGCCGGUGGAUCGUGAUCGUGUUCUGAAAACUCUUCAUCAGCGACGGCGUAGUGUCAAGUCCAGUUAACACAAGCAGAACAGUGAUUUGCCUCCACUUUUAAUUGUGCACAGGGCCGGGUGUAAAUAGUGAAAGAAAAUGGUGGAAAGCUGAAGUAUUGCCAAGAUCGUGCCUCCUGGAAGACUAAUAUGGAUUUACUUACUGGAGAAAUAGAUGGCAGAUCAUCUCAGUUCCAGAUGAUUGUCCCAUGUCUCCAGUUUUCAUCCUAUACGUGAACAGCCUCGUGACACUCCUGCGAGUCCACUGGCAGCUGAAUCUGAGAAGCUAGCGCCAAGUCCGUUAGAAUCGAGACCGACAGAAACAGUUUCACACACACCCAUUACAAACAGAUCUGGGCACCAAGUGAAGGGGUGACAAAGACUCAUUUAUUCCUAUUAGGGAACAUGAUAUAGCGUUUGAGCCUUUGGGAUCCCCCCUAAGAUAUAGGGCACCCUGACUGCUUUACGCAGGCACCGCGGAAAUGGGCCAACAUGUGCGUGGUGUGAGGGUGACUUGAUCUUGAACAUGGUGGAGUAGUUUUAGUUGUGUAAUUUUGCCAUUUAUAGACACUUAAUAUAUAUCAGACAGUUUUUGCUAGCCUUACGGUUUUGGUUACUAUUUCGUCACCUUAGUAUUUAAAAAUUUAUCAUUGUCAUAAUCAUUCAUAAUUAUUAUCGUUGGUAGUAGUUAAUAAAAUAGUUAUAAACAAUUGACCUAUAAUAUUUGCUUUAAACGCUCUGUGUUGAUCCUGGCCCACUGGCUUUGUGGUUUUCUAAGCCUGCGAGAUGACGCUUUGCCAUUUGCAUUUUAUCGUUGUAACGUGUGUAACUGAUAAAUGUACUUCUUCUCAGGUGGACAUGCAGCCGAAGUUUGAGAACAACAUGAUGGCGUACUGCUUUUUCGUUGCUUUUAUCAUCGUGGGUUCUUUUUUUGUGCUGAACCUGUUUGUAGGGGUCAUUAUUGACAACUUUAACACUUUAAAAAAGAAGGUAAAGUAUCAUUCGCUGUUUUUUCUCAAACCUACCUGACCUUUGCAGACACUCCCCUUUAUUUAAAAAAGUGAUAGAAUUGAACUGAAAAAAAAAGGUGCACGCACGGGUUUUUUUGGGACAAAACGAUGAAAAUGUGCGAUUACAUUAUUCGAAACAAUGACAUAUCUACAUCAGAUUAAAACAAAAUAAACAUAGUAAUUUCGUUAUGAACGUGAGUGGUGCCCGUAACAUUUUUUUCUUAAUGCACAUGCUACCAAAGAGAGAUGAUUAUGUGAUGACGUAAACACUGAAUUAACGCUCCAGGUUUCUUUAAGAGAUAGAACAGGGAUGCUUCUUGUCUUGACCUUCCACGGGGAAGGGUUGAAAGUAUUCGAGACACAACUUCACAGAAACAAGACCAAAACACAACAAGGAUGUUGAUCUUUAGAAUGUUACAUGACAAUGAAUGGACAUGUUACGAUUAAUACUGUAAUUCAGCGGGGGUUAGUUGGGUAGGCUCGCUUGCGGAUGGCCCGCUCCAGCUAACCGGAUUGGCUGGGUUUUCAUGCAAUCACAAAUUAAAUUUUUGUUGCGUUUAAUUUGAGCGCUGCGAUCUUUUCAAAGCGUGCAACACCCGGGCGAGCCAGACUCAUGUCUUCAGCCCCCUAACGUCAUUCAUGAGGUCUUCUUUUUUUAAGAGUUGGGCAAAACCAAAGCUGCCAUUAAGUUGUACCCUCCUAUGCUGUGAAUAAAUUACUGGAAACUAGCGAAUAAUGUGUCUACCUUAUUUAUUUUAGGCGCACUUACGUACGAACUGUUGUGCUUUAAUUUUCAAUCUUAGUACGAGGACAUCAACAGCAUGGGUAUGUUGCUGACCGAAUCACAAAGAAAGUGGGUCAGUUUUCUAAAGGAAGCCUCCAGAAAGAAACCACCCACAAAGGAGAUUCGUCCUGAGGUACUAGUUAACGCAGGUGAACUUGUUCCAGACGUCAUUAAAGUAAUGGGAGAACUAUUAAUGAACGUGAAAACGUCAAAUAAAGAAGCUACGUUACGAUUUUCUGUUGUUAUUUUGAAACCCUAAAAACACAGUUCAAUCAAAGAAAACCGUAAAAUAAUAGUUCCUUUUUUUCAAAAUUACUCUAGUAAUUUAACUUAACUAUACGUGUAUGUCUGCCUUUCAGUGACUAGGAGGCAACAGGAUUAGAACGUUUUCGAGUUAAACUCUUGUGUUGUCGAAAAAUGAGCAAAACCGAUCAUUCUUUGGUUUCCUUUGAUAGAAACACUUGAUAUAUUUCAUUCAUUGACCAAGCGUGGCAAAGAUGUCUGAAAAUAUUGGAUUAAGUAAGGUUUCUGGGAAACUGCCCACGCACCCCUUCCCUAACUCGACGUUAACAUUUGCGUCUCACUGGGGCAACAUUUUGGGUUAGGGGAGGGUAGGUGGGCAGUUUCCCAGAAAACCUAAAUUGAUCCAAAAUAUUCACCAUAAAACUCAUCAUGACAUAGCCCCUUUAAAAAGUUAAAGAAUGCGUUAUUGUUAGUUAAGGAAUAAAUUUCUUAAUACCAUCUAUACAACUACAUUUUCCGGAUGCCCAAAGCCGAGCCCCUCAGUAUGCUUUUUCAUGUGUAUUUGUUUAUAUGUUCCACAGAAAAGAUUGAUCGGCCUGCUAUAUGACGUGGUAACGGGGGAUAAAUUUGAAGUUGCCAUUAUGACAGUGAUAAUGUGCAACAUGGUCAUGAUGAUGAUUCAACAUCACGGACAGUCCUCCCAGGUCACCACCGUUCUUCAUAUCCUUUUGCCACGACAAGUGUUUUCAUUUGUUUCCUAUUUCCAUAAAGUGCGGUUUUUAAUUUGUAUAAUUUAUGCGCUGGAUAGCGCUAUCCACCUUUUGAACAACUAGGGCCAGAAGAUUAGGACGUUACACACGUUCUUUUAAAACAAGUAAUGAAAUGAGUACGUAUCGUAAACGAGUAUCGAAAAUGCUAGAUUUAGCACUUCCCUCAAUACUGAGAUUUCCUUAAAAAAUUUCGUAGGCUGAACAUCGAACAUAACAACAAUCCGCAGAAUAAGUAAUACUGUAAGCUAGUGAAUUUUAAAAAUACUUUCCUUAACUCAUGAUCACGUGUAUCCAAUUUUAUCUUCACUGGUAUCUUUGUUUUGGAAGCCAUACUAAAGGUUAUUGCGCUGAAACAGCACUACUUCAAGAAAGCUUGGAAUGUGUUUGAUUUUGUUAUUGUUAUCAGCUCUAUUGUUGGUAGGUACAUCCUCGAUUGUCGUCAUAAAUUUUGAAAUUUAUCAGCCUUCCUAAAAGUUAAGACCAAAUGAAAUUGAGAUUCCCAGCUCUUUCUUCACUAAAAAACAGUUACUUGUAUAUGUUAUCUGCCGGCCUGAUAGUCCGUAUAUAUAUAAAAAAGAGGACGGCAAAUAACAUUUUUGUUCUCACUCUUAAAAUUUGCGGGAAAAUAUUACUUUAGCCUCCAAGUUGAUGUAGAGCACGAACGAUUGUAAAACUACAAAAACAAGUGAGUCUUUCUUUUAUACCGCUUAUUUACCGAGAGUGAGCUCCUUAAGAGGAAAAUCUCAGACUGAGGCCUACGAUUGAGCGAUAGCGAGGUCAAUACAUAAAGGCCGAUCGCAAGGUCUGAGAUUUACCUGUAAUGACCGAACGGACGAGGUUAAUAAGUUAUUUAUUGUAUGGCCUUUUUAGCGUUGCCGAUGCGAUCGAAACCACAUGAAACAGUUUUUUGACAAUGAGACAAUUCUUGUUUUUAUUUGUCAAGAUCUAAGGCAAUUUUAACAACUUCAAUUUCACACGACACACUGACCUGCGUUUAUAAGUGUUUGACCCUUUAAAAGUUUAAAACCUGAGGUAAAGACGGGCGCAGUUUUUGAUUCAAUUUUUAACAAGUUGCGAGAACUUGCAAUCAGCUUAGGGUAACUGAAGGCUGGUUGAGGCAGCAUGGCCCCCCCUUUUACAUUGUUUUAGCAGUUUUUCCGACUGAUUUGCCACAUAUGUUGUCUGCCCCCAGAUAACAAAGUUCACUUUUUCACUAGCUAGUACUACUCAUAAGGGCUCAUGUUUUAGAGGAAAACUGUUUAAAAGCGUAGCUUUCGCUCAUUCACCAAUACUAACAAACCGUUGAAUGAAGCCGCCACGACCGUAAAUUCCGCUUAGUGUUGGCGGGCAAGAUAAUUGUAAAAACUGCCUACUAACGGAACUAAUUAGACAGAAGGCUUUGGAGAAUCCACCGGCUUGCAAUUCGGAGCUGUAAAUGUAGUGGGUAGCCAAAAUAUAUCCCGACUAUCAAGCAAUUUUGGAACAAUUUUUUUUUUGUCAGAUAGCCUUUAUCUUACCCACUACUAAAUCUCCUCCUUUAAUUCCUCAUCUUAACAAGUCGGCUUUGGUUUGAGGUGCUUCAAAAAUUUCUGAAUUAAAUUUUCCUCUCGAAGAGUUGCUUGAGUGGAUACGGGAUUAAUCUAGUGAAUCGUUUUGCUGCAGACUAAAAAAAUAUUAUAUUUAAUGUCUUUACAGAGAUUAUCCUUGGGGAGGUAAAUGUGAAUGAAGAUAUGUUCAGUCCCAGUCUUCUUCGUGUUCUACGCAUCUUUAGAAUUGCCAGGCUCCUAAGGCUGGUAGAGUUUGCCAAGGGAAUACGUCAGCUCUUGUGGGCUCUUAUGAUUUCACUACCAGCUCUAUUUAACGUAGGUGCCCUUCUUUCCUUGGUGAUAUUUAUCUACGGAAUCAUCGGCAUGUCAGCGUUUGGACACGUUAAACAAGAAGGCGCGUUAAAUGACAUUGUAAAUUUCGCGACAUUUGGUAGUUCACUGUCAUUACUUUUCCGCUUAUCAACUGGCGCGGGAUGGAAUGACAUCAUGGAUUCCUUGCUACUGAAACCGCCAGACUGUGAUCCUAACUACAUGAGUCUUCCCCAUGGCAACUGCGGUUCCAUUGGAGCUAUUUUUUACUUGGUCAGUUAUAUCGUAAUUGUUUUCCUGAUCAUUAUCAAUAUGUACAUUGCUAUCAUUCUCGAAAAUGUGUACCGUGCUCACGAGAUCGAGGAUUCCGGCAUCACCCAGGAAGACUUUGACAGCUUCUAUGUCUUGUGGGGGGAGUUUCUUCCUGACGGUAGGUUAUAUCUUCCGUUAGCUCAGCUGUCGGAGUUCGUUGCUACUCUGAAGAAACCAUUCAAACUUCCAAAACCAAACACUGACGUAUUGGCAGAGAUGGACAUACCGUUGGUGUCGGGAGAGCUUGUUCACUGUUUUGAGUUGCUGAAGGCGCUAGUUAAACGUGUUUUGGGAGAGCAUGGUGAAUCCCCCGAAGUCUUUCAGGAAAUUACUUUGAAAAUGGAGGCUAGAUUUAACAAAUCAUUCCGACAAAGGAGGGCGUCAUUGCCGAUAAUUGGUUCUACUAAAUCGAAAUUAUCUGAAAGCGUGCCCGAGAAUGACCUUUGA
Messenger RNA from Porites lobata, 15264 nucleotides. Lineage: Eukaryota; Metazoa; Cnidaria; Anthozoa; Scleractinia; Poritidae. The record is from the annotation of a GenBank genome assembly.